Hibiscus syriacus is the source of this 1020-nucleotide messenger RNA. RefSeq names its product MADS-box protein SVP-like. Gene Ontology annotation, cellular component: nucleus. Gene Ontology annotation, biological process: positive regulation of transcription by RNA polymerase II. The transcript is spliced from 9 exons. The coding region runs from base 250 to 921 and encodes 223 amino acids. The record is from RefSeq and is a predicted model, not a curated record. Gene Ontology annotation, molecular function: protein dimerization activity; DNA-binding transcription factor activity, RNA polymerase II-specific; RNA polymerase II cis-regulatory region sequence-specific DNA binding. NCBI's taxonomy places the organism in Eukaryota, Viridiplantae, Streptophyta, Magnoliopsida, Malvales, Malvaceae.
UCUUCUCAUCGAUCAAAGCAAAUAUCCUGUCUUUAUCACAAUCCCAAACUCUCCCCUCUCUCUAUUUUUCUCCCAUUUCUCAAAACCCUUCAUUGUUGGCUUUCUUUCACAGGCUCUCUCUUCUCAAUAUCCCACCAAAACUGAUUUACUUGAUUCCAUGUUUAAGUUAUUCCCCAAUUAGAAGUUCGAUUGCUCAAGUGCUCUAAAAAGCAAGAUCUAUAAGUUUUUUUUUAAAAAAAAGGAGGGAAAAUGGCAAGAGAAAAGAUUCAGAUUAGGAAAAUUGAUAACAGCAAAGCCAGGCAGGUGACUUUUGCCAAAAGGAGAAGAGGGUUGUUUAAGAAAGCUGAGGAGUUGGCCAUUCUUUGUGAUGCAGAUGUUGCUCUUAUUAUUUUCUCUUCUACUGGGAAGCUCUUUGAGUACGCCAGCUCAAGCAUGAAGGAGAUAUUAGAAAGGCACCAUUUGCGCUCAAAGAACCUGGAGAAGCUGGAACAGCCAUGUCUUGAGUUGCUGCUCGUAGAAGACAGCAACCAGUCCAUGCUGACAAUGGAAAUAGCAGAGAGAAGUCAUCAACUGAGGCAAAUGAGGGGCGAGGAUCUCCAAGGAUUAAAUGUUGAAGAACUACAGCAGCUAGAGAAAUCUUUGGAAGUUGGGUUGAGCCGUGUGAUGGAGAAAAAGGGUCAAAGGAUUAUGAGAGAAAUCAGUGACCUUCAAAGAAAGGAAAUUGAAUUGAUGGAAGAAAAUGAACGAUUGAAGCAACAAAUAUCUGAGGGCCGAAGACAAGUUGCCGGUGACUCGGAGAACAUCUUUGAGGAAGGUGAGUCGUCGGAGUCGGUGACCAACGUUUGUACUUCCAACGGUAAUCGGCACGACUACGAAAGCUCCAAUACAUCUUUGAAACUAGGGUUACCGUAUUGUGGUUAACUGAGGAGGGUUGGUGGAGAUCAACAUUGUAGGAAACUAAGAGUAGUUGAUACAUUAAAUACAUGUCCUAAUCCUUGACGUAAUUACGGAUUUAAUUAC